This is a messenger RNA of Xyrichtys novacula (pearly razorfish), 213 nucleotides long. The record is from the annotation of a GenBank genome assembly. Lineage: Eukaryota; Metazoa; Chordata; Actinopteri; Labriformes; Labridae.
AUGAGCGCAGACAAAAAGACGGCGCUCCACUUAUCAAAGAUCGCUCUAUUAUUAUUUCAUCACGCCUCAGAGGAGACCCGAUACCGGUCCAAAGAUUUAUACCGGGGCGCCCAAUCUGCCGCCGCCGCCGCUCGCCGGGAUCUGGGUUCAUUUCAGCCUCAGACCUUCUCCCAUCUUUCUGCUGACUCUGUGCGAUCCCAGCAUGGCGAGUAA